GUAUUAGAGUCUUGUAGGGUGGGAAAAGUUGAAAGGGGAAAAUUUAUGCUGUAGGUUGGCAACACUGGAGGCUUAGCGACGUUCUCCUACUGCAGAGUGGAGAACUGCAGACUGCAAAGUGCAGCCUUCUUUCCCUCUAGAGUCGCAUACGCUUUCCUAGUAAGCAAAAUACGCUAUUUAUCGUUUUCCUCUUCGUUUUACUGCCCGGGAUGAAUUCUGCAACGGUCCUCCUCUUCUUCGCCCUCUUCCUCGGCGUCCUGGGCCAUCCGGGCGAGACUUGCACCGCCGAGUGUCUCAGGAGGCUGUCGGUACAUUCGGAAAAGCUUGGAAUAAGGGAGAGCUGCGCAAGAGGUUGUCGCUUUUAUGUGAUAGCGGAGCAGAUCGCCGAAGGCCAAGCGGACGGAAGGCCAUUCCGGGGCGAAGCUUGUAAAGCCAUGUGCCAGGAGUCAUACGGGGGCUAUGGGUUCGAUGUGAUGUGGUGCAAGACAGGCUGCGAGUCUAAUACUCAGAAGCCGUCGGUGGCGGCGUUUUCUUGGUCAUGGUUCAUCGAUGGCAACUCAAUGCAGAUCCUCCAGGCCGAUGUUCCUGAGCCAGACGACGUGCUCACAGAUCCGAGCCUACGUUCGCAGAUUGCCAGGGUUGAGACGCUCCGCAUACCAGAGAUAAGGUUAAGAACGAUGCCUGUCGUAACAGAGAAAGCGGGCGCAGCUGGACUCUGCGGAGGCGGGACGGUGCGCGGCGUGCCGUACUGCCUCGUAUGGUCACUUCUACUUUUGUUGACGCUGCUCGGGCUCUGGUCAUGCCUCAGCCUUGAGGAGACGAGGGAGGAGGUUUUGCGGACGAAGGACGACCGGGCGCCACUCUUGCCCGAGAAACACCCGAUCGUCUAACUCAAACCGGUUUUUUACGCACAAAAAAACAUCGAGCAGUAUUAUCUCAUGAGUGUAUCAAUAAGUCAACGGGCAGACCGCUAAGGAAAUCAAGAUCUCCUGCAGACGGCGUUCAGCAUACUGGGGGGGGGGGCUUUUUUAUAAUAUAAUAUUUAUUUAUAGUUUUUCUGUGAUUUCGUUUCAAGCGGGUGAGGCAAUUGUCUCAGCUUGUUAAAAAUAGUGAUUUUUUUAAAGUAUUAUUUUUAAUUUUUAUCUAUUUGGAAAAAAAAGUUUGUGGGGGGAGCGUUUUCUAGCGUGCACUUUUUUUUCUCUCGCUUGGUGUGAUAUCAGAAGGUCUCGGAAGACAGCUUUCAAACGUAUGACAGUGACGACUUUCCA
Messenger RNA from Cimex lectularius (bed bug), 1268 nucleotides. RefSeq lists its product as uncharacterized. The coding region runs from base 210 to 890 and encodes 226 amino acids. The record is from RefSeq and is a predicted model, not a curated record. The transcript has 5 exons. Lineage: Eukaryota; Metazoa; Arthropoda; Insecta; Hemiptera; Cimicidae.